Messenger RNA from Naegleria lovaniensis, 885 nucleotides. RefSeq lists its product as uncharacterized. The record is from RefSeq and is a predicted model, not a curated record. The transcript has 3 exons. NCBI's taxonomy places the organism in Eukaryota, Heterolobosea, Eutetramitea, Acrasida, Naegleriidae. Gene Ontology annotation, molecular function: protein binding. Bases 1 to 885 code for a protein of 294 amino acids.
AUGCUUUAUGACUUGUAUUCAAAAGAAAAGCAAAACGGAAAUGAAUUUAAGAGCUUACAAUUUUUAGAGGAAUAUAUUUCGACCUUCAUUCGUUCAAUUCCAGAAAACCAGCUCACCGCUGAGGAAUUGGAGCAUUUGAGAAGAUUAACUGAAAAAUUUAUAGUUAAAUGCAACGUUGUUGCAAUGGAUUACUUGACCAAUCAGAGGAACAAAAAUAUGAGUAAGGCUUGUCUUGACAAGGCAAAAAAUAUCAUUGAUCUUUAUGGACGAAUUGUUUUUAAAGAGGAGGAAGAAAAGGGAACAAAGCUGUUAGUGUCUACACUUAGUAAUUUUUCAGUUUUUUACAAAGAAUGUGGAAAUCUAGAAAAAGCUUUAAAUGCUCUCAAUCUAGCUCAAAAGGCAGAAACUCAUUUCAAUGCAAGUUUAGAGCUUAAUUUUUGUGCGGUAUUGUCCCAAAUGAAUCGACACGAAGAGGCGUUAAAUCAUGGUCUAGAAGCAUUAAGACAAUUAGAGCUUUUCAAGAAACUCAAUCGAAUCAAACACAACAUUGCAAGUUGCAAUGAAACGUUAAUCAUUGCUUUUUACAAUGUAGCUGUUGAAUAUGAACAUUUAAAGCAAACAACAUCAGCAAUGGAAUACUACUCGAAAGAGAAUGCAUCAAAAUUAUCAGCACGACCAUCGACACUCACUUCAGACUCUCGAGGUACUCAUGUACGAAAAGUCAAGCCACCUUCGCUGGUUCUUCCUCAACCAACAGCUCUCAAAAAACCUCUAGCUCAGGAGGCUCUUCAUCCGGUAACAGAAGUUCUGAUCAUUUUCAAGAGUCUCUAUCUGAAAAGAGGAGAACUCAGAGUACCAACUUGUCACUCAACACGAGUACAGUGA